AUGUACAUUAUGCAGUCGCUGGCAAUACUGUUUCUCGCGAGUCUGGUCUCUGCCCAGGUAGCACCAUACGGACAAUGUGGUGGAAGUAGUUAUACAGGCACCACGACUUGCGAGACGGGGUGGGUCUGUCAAUAUCAGAACGAGUGGUAUAGCCAAUGUGUCGCAGCAACAGGCACCACCACAGCUACCACUUCAUCAACGACAAGCAGCACCACGAAGGCCUCGACAACGUCCACCAAGACUACAAGUUCGACAUCAACUACCUCAACUACUGCGCCAUCCUCCACUGGAUUUUCCAGUGCGAAUGGACUGGAAUUCACUAUCGAUGGGCAAACCAACUACUACGCUGGAACAAACUCCUACUGGAUCGGUUUCCUUACUGACAAUGAUGAUGUGGACCUUGUGAUGAGCCACCUCAAUGAGUCCGACCUGCGUAUUUUGCGAAUCUGGGGCUUCAACGAUGUCAACACGGUCCCCUCUUCCGGCACAGUAUACUUUCAGCUUUUGACAGACGGUACAGCCACCAUCAACACUGGGGCCGAUGGACUAGAAAGACUGGACUAUGUUGUUUCGUCCGCGGAAGCGCAUAAUAUCAAGCUGAUCAUCAAUUUUGUCAAUAACUGGUCUGAUUAUGGUGGCAUGGCCGCAUAUGUCACUGCCUAUGGCGGCACCCAGACGGGCUGGUAUACGAACGAUGAUAUCCAAACAGCCUAUCGCAACUAUAUUCAGGCUGUGGUUUCUCGCUAUCAUGACUCUCCCGCCGUGUUCGCGUGGGAACUGGCCAACGAGCCUCGCUGUCAGGGUUGCGACACGUCUGUCAUUUACGAUUGGGUCGUGUCAACCAGCGCGUAUAUUAAAUCCCUCGAUGCGAAUCACAUGGUCUGCAUUGGUGAUGAGGGGUUCGGGCUAGAUACCGACUCGGAUGGCAGCUACCCAUAUACGAUCGGCGAGGGAUUGAAUUUUACCAGGAACCUAGGCAUUGACACUGUCGACUUUGGCACUUUCCAUCUAUAUCCUGAUAGCUGGGGGACCACCUACGCAUGGGGUGAUGGGUGGAUUACAGCCCAUGGGGCUGCAUGUGCAGCAAUUGGAAAGCCAUGCCUUCUCGAAGAGUAUGGUGUGACUUCCAACCAUUGCGCUGUAGAGGCCCCAUGGCAACAAACAGCACUUGAUACGACAGGUGUAGCUGGUGAUAUGUUCUGGCAAUAUGGCGACAGUAUCAGCACUGGGGAGUCCCCGGAUGAUGGCAAUACUAUCUAUUAUGGAACUUCGGACUUUACAUGCCUUGUGACGGACCACAUAGCUGCUAUUGGCUAA
Molecule: messenger RNA, 1317 nt
Organism: Penicillium pulvis
Lineage: Eukaryota; Fungi; Ascomycota; Eurotiomycetes; Eurotiales; Aspergillaceae
Exons: 4
Coding region: 1-1317 (438 amino acids)
Biological process (GO): carbohydrate metabolic process
Cellular component (GO): extracellular region
Molecular function (GO): hydrolase activity, hydrolyzing O-glycosyl compounds; cellulose binding
Source: RefSeq, a predicted model, not a curated record